ACAAUAAUGAAAAAACUCCAAUUGAAGAUUUUAAUGAAUUUUAUAAUCAUCAAUGCAAGCUUUGUUUUGCAAAUAUUAUUGGAUUUUUUUAUAAAUAUGGAAUUGGGACAGCUAUUAAUUAUUCAGGCGCAUUUGAUAUAUAUAAUCAAGCAUCUAAAGAACAUUAUUUUGACCAUAAUCAUUUUUUUUCAAAUAAUCAUUAUUUUAUAAAUGAUUUACAAAGAGAAAAUCAAAUUAUUGGAUUAAUCUCUCUUGGAAUACUUUAUGCUGAUGGAAAAGUUGUGGAAGUAAAUAAACCAAAAGCAAUUUCUUUAUUUUUGAAAUCAGUUGCUAAAGGAACUUCUGUAGAUGACGAGAAGGCUUUUGCAUGGUAUAUUAAAUCUGCAGAAGAUGGAGAUAGUUCAGAGCAAAAAAAUCUUGGUGAAUGCUAUAAAAAUGGAAUAGGAAAUUUUAGAAAUUAUAUUAAAGCCUUGAAAUGGUUUAUGAAGUCAUAUAUGAACGGUAAUAAAUUUGGCGAAUAA
Cetraspora pellucida is the source of this 521-nucleotide messenger RNA. The record is from the annotation of a GenBank genome assembly. NCBI's taxonomy places the organism in Eukaryota, Fungi, Glomeromycota, Glomeromycetes, Diversisporales, Gigasporaceae.